AUGUCGAAAUAUCUAGGAUCUGCAGUGCUCGAUGGGCACUUGUAUGCAGCAGGUGGUGAAGAUGUGUCAUCCAAUAAACUGGACUUGGUUGAAGAGUACAACUCCCUCGCCGAUGAAUGGACCGAAGUAGCUGCGAUGAACGAGAAGCGAUCCAUUGUGAAACUUGCCGUUGCCAAUCAGAGACUAUAUGCUGUGGGUGGACAUGGCACUUCUGACCAGGAUUCCGUUGAAGUUUUCGAUCCUGAGACAAAUAAGUGGGCUAUUCACAGUUAUCUGAACAACAAACGACCUGGAGCAGGUGUUGGUGUAAUCCGAAUGCCAUCACCGUAA
Messenger RNA from Cooperia oncophora, 330 nucleotides. The record is from the annotation of a GenBank genome assembly. Lineage: Eukaryota; Metazoa; Nematoda; Chromadorea; Rhabditida; Trichostrongylidae.